AGAAGGCGCGCUUCAUUGGCCUUCGGAUUAUGAUGUUACGAGAGAUCCAAGAUGCGCUGGGUGGGAAGUCACCAACUGUCCAUGAAGAAAAAAAUAAAAGAUUUUGGAGGUGUCCUCAACCAAACUGUCACGGCCUUGCUUGUCCCACUGACUUCAGGUGUACUAUGUGCAACAAAGUUAUUGAUUUAUCGGAUACCUCUCUGAAGUCUUCUGCUAAAACAGAACCUGUCAUACCAUCAUCCAAUGGUACACCGUCAGUGAAGAGAUCAAGGAUGGCCAACAACACCCACCUUGUUCCUCUUAACAUAUUCAGUAUCGGAAGGUCAGGGAUUUUUGAUGGCCGUGCUGAAGAUUGUUGCAUCAGUUCAUCUUCCAUUUCAUGCAAAGUUAAAGUAGAAGGCGUGUGGACUAGUGUCACCAUCCAAUACAAUAAUAUGGAAAUGCUUGUUUUCUGCGAAACCCUCCAAGUGAUUUUCGUCAAACCAUCCAUUUCUUUCAAGACACAGCUUUCUGAAUUGCUUAGAAUCAGGGAAUUCAUUUUGCCAAGCGUCAAAUGGUUAAUUUUGGUAUUCCGGGAACCAUCUGCUAGUGACUUGUUGUAUGUAACAGUAGAUGAUCUCGAAGGUUUAGCUAAUCGAGUUCGUGAAAAUGGAUCUUGUGACAUAAAUUGUAGUGCAGAAAAGGCUAGAGAAAUUCUUUCUAGUUGUGGCCUUCGUUUGCCACGUGCUGAAUCUAAAAGGACUAAUUCAACUUCUCGUGAGUCUCAAAUUUCUAACCAAGCUGAUCAAGCUCAAACCAAGUCUGAUAAGCAUCCCAUUUCAAAUUUGGAAUCUAGUUCAUCCCAAGUUGACAAACACGCAAAUGAGGGAGGUCUGCUAACUGAUGUAAUAAAUACUCUUACUCAUUCCGGUAUCCAACUGACAAAUAACUCAAGUUCACUUCCUCAGGAAAGCGAAAAUACUGUCCAAGGAAAACUGACAAUAGGUGAAUGUAAUAAAGAAUGUGACGAUUUAAUCAUUCUCUGUGAAGAAAAUACUGGCGAAUGUAUUCAGAGUGCUAGGUCAUCUGCUUUGACUAACAGUGGCAAUCCUCAAACUGAAUCAUCUACGAAUCCUGAUGACGAUUCCUUGAAGUUCGACUACAAACCUCCUGGGUCUACUGACAGUAUAACAAUAACCAAUAAUGAUAUUGAGUGUCUUGCACCUGGAGCUCUUUUAAAUGAUGCUAUAAUUAACUUCUAUCUCAAAUAUUUGUAUUUCGAGAAGCUCACAAGUUUCCAAAAACAAGCCACUUAUUUGUUCAAUGUAUUUUUCUACAGUCGGUUGGCGAGUGGUGGUUAUAUAUCGAGUGAUGUACGUGGUUCUACAUUCUCAACUAAUUUACCAAAGACUUCAGAAACCACAGAUGAAACAAUUUUUGCUCAGCAUGCUAAUGUUGCGAAAUGGACACGUCGAGUCGAUCUUUUCAGUAAAGAUUAUAUUAUUAUUCCAAUUAACGAAUGUGCACAUUGGUUUCUUGGUCUUGUCUGCUAUCCAUGGAUGGCGGGAAUGGUCAGUUACACGGCUCUUUAUCGUGAAGAAGUCUAUCAUCUCUGCCAGUUGACAGAAAAAUUUACCGAUGUCGAUCGCAUCAACUUCUCAGGCGACGAUUUAAAUUCCCUAGAUAUUGGUGAAGAAGUUAUUCAAAGGUUGCCUACCGACACUCCAGGUGAAGCAUUUGAUCGGUGGCGGCGAAGACGUUUAGCCUGGCUUCGUCAACGUGGUGUUAACGCAAUUUGUCUACUGUAUUUCUAAGACCAUACACUUGGCGUUAACUCGUACCUCAAUAUGUUUAUCAGUUGGUCCAAAAUAUAACCCUAUGGCAAGUAAAUAACUUGAUAUUUUAGAGACUUUAUAAUCACUGUCACAUGUAUAUAUUCUAUUUAGUUAGCUUUAUUUGUUCUUUGUAUCUGUUACUAAAUCACAUUAUUUUGAAAAUACCCUGAAUAGGCCAUGUGUUUUACUAUUCGAUUCGCUUCCUUGUCAAAGCCGAGUUGGCAAUUUGCAUGUUAUUCGAAAUUAUUUACAAGCUGAAUGGAAUACUCGCAGAUCAGCCCAAGAUGGUGUUCUCCGCUUCGAUAAGGAUACAAUUCGAGGUUUUAGUCCUCGAGUGCCUGUUCAGAGUAACCUGGUUGAUUGUGGAAUCUACCUACUUCAUUAUGUGGAAAUGUUUUUCAAGAAACCUGUUCAAAGUUAUACGAAAGAUUAUUUCCAACACGAAAUGGCUGGUUGGUUUCCAGAAGCUACUGUCAGCCAGAAACGCGCCCAAAUCCAUGACCUUUUGGUUAACCUACGAGAGCGUACAUUGAUGGAGAAGGCUAAAAACUGAUUCCAAUACAAAUCACCGUAACACUGUUCCUUUUAUUAACUUGCGAAAUUCAAUUCUUAAAAUGGAUAUAACCACUCCAUCUUCUUGUAUAUAAAUACACUCCCAUCGUUCCUUUUGCAUUUUGAUUGUCAUUUUCGACAGUGUGCUUGGUUCGGGGACUACUACUAAACUAUUAUUGACACUUUUUGUAUUACAAUUCUUUCAGUCGAAUAUUUGCCUUCUACUUAUUUUAAAACACCGGGAUAUCAUCAAAUGAAUCUUAAUACAUUUGUUAAAACUAACUAUGAACCCACUAUUGUGUGAUUUUCUAGUUUUACUAUAUGUAAUACACCACUGACACCAACCAUAACGGUCAUUGUAAAGUUUUUCUUUCUGCACGCUAUUAUUAUUUUCAUAAAAGCAGGAAACUAAUAAUGUGUAUUUGUGCAUGUUUCUGUAUUUCCCAAUUUCCCAACUGCAUUGUAUGUCACACAGGUGAAGUUAUUAGUGAAUAUAUCGACCAAUCAUGUGUAAUUGAUUGAUGCGCUACUGACUAUAUGUAACCCUUUG
Molecule: messenger RNA, 2916 nt
Organism: Schistosoma margrebowiei
Lineage: Eukaryota; Metazoa; Platyhelminthes; Trematoda; Strigeidida; Schistosomatidae
Source: the annotation of a GenBank genome assembly